AUGGCAUCCACAGGCCUUCCCUCCUCUCUGGGAGAUCGAUCAAGCGGUUCGGUCUCGCCUACUCAGACUGUCGACGUCGAAAAGAACGGCGCUUCUCACGAUGAGCCUGUCAAGGUCUCCCAGACACAACCCGCGACGCAGACCGAGUUCGGCGAGAAACGCGAGCAGUACCGCAGCGAGGAGGAUUACAUGUACGAGCAGCAGAAGCGUUCCGAAGGUGACCACAAGUUCCAUCGUCUCGGCUGGAAGAAGCUCACCGUCUGCCUCAUCGUCGAAGCCAUUGCUCUCGGUGCUCUAUCCAUCCCCUCUGCGUUCGCCACACUUGGAAUGGUGGCUGGUGUGAUUGUCUGCAUCGGCAUUGGUCUCAUUGCCAUCUAUACGAGUUACAUCGUCGGUCAAGUCAAGGUCAAAUUCCCUCAAGUCUCGCAUUAUGCCGACGCUGGUCAGCUCAUGAUGGGUCGCUUUGGCUACGAGCUCGUCGGUGCCAUGUUUGCUCUUCAGUUGACGCUACUGGUUGGCUCUCACUGUCUCACCGGUACCAUCGCAUUCCUCAACUUGAGCAACAACGCCAUCUGCUCGCUCGCCUUUGGCGUCAUUUCGGCCAUCAUCCUCUUCAUCGUUGCCGUUCCUCCCUCGUUCUCCGAGGUGGCCAUUCUGGGUUACAUUGACUUCGCAUCGAUUAUCAUCGCCAUUGGUGUUGUCAUCAUUGGUACAGGUAUCAGAAAAAGCCAGCCCGAGCACGCACUUACGCUGACAGAAUGGUCGGCAUGGCCAAAGGAAGGCACCACCUUUGCUGAUGCUUGGGUAGCUCUCACAAACAUUGUCUUUGCCUACUCGUUUGCCGUCUGCCAAUUCUCCUUCAUGGACGAGAUGCACACGCCCACCGACUAUGUCAAGAGUAUCUGGGCGCUCGGCAUCAUUGAGAUUGUCAUCUACACCGUCACUGGUGCCCUCAUCUACGCCUUUGUUGGCACAGAGGUCAAGUCUCCAGCGCUGCUCUCUGCAGGCACCACGCUCUCCAAGGUCGCAUUUGGCAUCGCUCUGCCUGUCAUUUUUAUCUCGGGCUCCAUCAACACCACAGUGGUUGCGAGAUAUGUUCACGGUCGUAUGUUUAAGAACUCGGUCAUCCGAUACAUCAACACCAAGAUGGGCUGGUUGACAUGGCUCGGACUUGUCGCUCUCAUUACCGUCAUCGCCUGGGUGAUCGCAGAGGCAAUCCCCUUCUUUUCCGAUCUUCUCGGCAUCAUGUCGGCGCUGUUCAUCUCGGGCUUCACCUUCUACUUGCCAGCAUUGAUGUGGUUCUUGCUGAUCAAGGAAGGCAAGUGGAACGCGACUCGCUGGAACACGAUCCUUAGCGUUGUCAAUGCGAUCGUGUUCGUGUUGGGCCUGCUCAUCCUGGUCUGCGGAACUUACGCUUCGGUUCAGGAUAUCAUUGACCAGUACAACAAAGGCACAGUGCGAGGAUCAUUCACUUGCGGGCCCAUCGGAUAG
Mycosarcoma maydis (corn smut) is the source of this 1491-nucleotide messenger RNA. Its product is annotated as putative neutral amino acid permease. Bases 1 to 1491 code for a protein of 496 amino acids. Gene Ontology annotation, biological process: amino acid transmembrane transport. Gene Ontology annotation, molecular function: amino acid transmembrane transporter activity. The transcript has a single exon. The record is from RefSeq and is a predicted model, not a curated record. Gene Ontology annotation, cellular component: vacuolar membrane. NCBI's taxonomy places the organism in Eukaryota, Fungi, Basidiomycota, Ustilaginomycetes, Ustilaginales.